Molecule: messenger RNA, 7211 nt
Organism: Ctenopharyngodon idella (grass carp)
Lineage: Eukaryota; Metazoa; Chordata; Actinopteri; Cypriniformes; Xenocyprididae
Gene: mep1bb
Product: meprin A subunit beta b
Exons: 15
Coding region: 4398-6668 (756 amino acids)
Biological process (GO): proteolysis
Cellular component (GO): membrane
Molecular function (GO): zinc ion binding; protein binding; metalloendopeptidase activity
Source: RefSeq, a predicted model, not a curated record
UGCGAAGCAUCUCCUUAUCUGGAUAAGCGACAAAUGGUCCAUGUUAACAAUGUUCGUUUAACGAUGUGAAGCUCAGAGGUGAAAACCGUAAACACACGCGGCACGUACUUUUUAGGGCGUAGUAGAUGUGUACGAAUUGACAUUAAGGCCAAUAAAUGCACGAAUAUUUGUAUCUCCGUAAACGUGGCAAAGUCUCGUUACCAAACAAACAGGAAAAGUCUAACGUUAGGUAUAACAGCUCAUAUUUGAUGAAGUUUGCAUCAUUGAUCGUUAUGUUCUGUUUAUUACUGUGAUUUGAAACUAUCUGUAUUGUAUAAAGAGCUAUAAUAAUAAAUGUGGCUUGACUGAGAUCUGCCUGACAUUCUCGUAAAGAUGGAGUUUAUUAAAGAUGACACUGAAGACAUGAGUGAUGCAGAAGCAUGCAGAGUGAAAGAUGAAGAUACUGAAGAACAAAUAGGUUGACCUGAUGCAAGCAAAAGAAGAAAGUCAAGUGAAUGACACGGAGGAUAAAUAUCUUUAUCAGGAAGCUCACAGUUUCAGAAGUGGAGAAAAAUCUUUUAGUUGCUCAGAAUUGAAAAAGAAUCUCUCACAAGAAACGACGCAGAGAACUGAAACCAACAAUUCUUUCAUCUGCCCUGAGUGUGGGAAGAGUUUCACACAUAAAGGACACUUCAAUGAACACGUCAAAAUUCACUCUGGAGUGAAGCCUUUCACCUGCCCUCAUUGUGAAAAGAGUUUCACAUGCAAAGGACACCUUAAAAGGCACAUACGGAUUCACACUGGAGAGAGGCCGUACAUGUGCAAUCAAUGUGGAAAGAGUUUCAAAUGUGCAACGAACCUCAAAGAUCAUCAGCGCUCGCACUCUGGAGAAAGGGCGUUUAAAUGUGAUCAGUGUGGUAAAAAUUUUAUUUUGGCAUCAAACCUAAAGGCCCACAUGAAAAUUCAUACAAAUGAGAAGCCUUACGUGUGUGCUGUGUGUGGAAAGGGUUUUUUGCGCUUGGGCUGUUUUAAUGAUCAUCAGAAAAUACACACUGGCGAGAGAGCUCAUAUAUGUUUUGAGUGUGGGGACACUUUUACUAGAUCCAGUGCCUUGAAGCAGCACCAAAAAAUCCACACUGGAGAAAAACCUUACAAGUGCUCAUAUUGCGGAAAGGGUUUCACUCAUUCUGGAGCCCUGAAAAGACAUGAGCGAGUGCACACUGGAGAGAGGCCGUAUCACUGCACUGCAUGUGGGAGGAGUUUCACCCAGUCCAGUGAUCUACAGAAUCAUAUAAAAAAGCCUUGUCCAAUGUUGUCACACAGUGAGCAAAGUUCAUCUUCAGUUGCAGUUUAAACAGUGAGAAGUUCAGAAAAACACAGUUUCUGUAGUUGUGCUGAAUGAGCUGUCCUUCUGUGUAACAACUAGUUUUUACUUGCUUUACAAUGCAAACAUUUCCUUUAGAAAUGUAAGGUGUGUUGUUGCUGUCAAAAGCCACAAGUUUGAAGGAAUUUUUCUUCUGUGAUGAGAGUAGAAAUACUACUAAUUGUAUUGUUAAUGCACCAAUAUUCUUGCCUUUCGUUAGUCUUAGUUGUUGCAACUGACUCCACUGGAAUCAAUCAAUCAGUCAGUCUGGCUGAAAAUAUAUUUCAGGAAAUAAGGUUAUUUUGGUCAUUCCUUUUUUCUAACUGUGUCUAGCUUGGGCAUGGUUUCAUGAUAGAAUAGGGUAGCAUGUCUCGUACUGUAACUUACAUUCAAAGACACUAAUGUGUAGCAUAUAGUGUGUGAUGACAUUUCCAUAAAUAAAAAAAGGUACACUAAUUUUCCACUGUGUGUGACUCAUUCAGUGAGCACAGAACAGGUUUAACUCAGUUUUAAUCCAAACGAAUGUAAAUGUUGUAUCUCAGUUCUGCAUUAAAUAAAAUAUUAUUUUAGGAAGUGCUCCAGGGCCUGUUUUCCUAUCACAUUUUUUUUUUUUUUUUUAACUGUAUUGUAUUUUUUUUUUUAAUAAAACACUGUUACAUUACAUUUACUUACAAUAUUAAUAAUGAAAAAUAAAUUAAUAUAUAAAUAAACAUUAAGGGGAAAAAAAAAACACAUUGCUUUUUUUUAACGUACAGGCGACAACAUUGUCAAAACAAUCCCCAUUCACACGGAUCCACGAAAACGAUUAAAAGCGCUGUAUUAUGCUGCCAAUCCAGUAGUUUGCGGUGUCACUUUGUAAAGACACACAACGCACCUAUAGACAGAACACAUAAUAUGUAUGCGCACGGUGUUACCGUUUUCACAGAUUUGCGGUUUUGUAGUUCACGAUAACGGUAACAUUUUCAAAAACGUACACUUUUGUUAUCAGACUCCCAAAACGCUGUUGUAGUGUAAAUGAACAGCCAAAACACAUAAAAAGUUUUCAGUUUUUAGUUGGAAAAAAGGUGUAUAAAUGCCCGCUUAGAUUGCGUUUUUUGUUAGAUCCAGAUCCAGGGGGUGGAGAUGGGUAGCUUUAGAUCCAGAGGGUGGAAACGGGUAGGUUUAGGGAUAUGUAAAGUGGGAGGAGUUGGAUCUGGAUCCAACCUCGCCCCCUGGAUCUUGUGUUCUGCAGUGAAGAUCAUCUCGCUUUUAUGGUGAUACUGAAAACAGUUGCUGCUUCAGGCUGUCAAGAGCAGCCAGGCAAUAAUGGGCAAUAAUUAUAUUGUAUUAGAUCAAGUAAGAUCACACAAGGGGUUGUUUUUUUUUUUUUUUUUUUCGUGAAUCCUGGUUCUUCCUUGAAAGAAAAAUGAUCGUAGGAUUGUUUUUAGGAAACAUACUAAAUUUAUGGUUCUAUUUCUCAUUUUCUAGCAGCCAUGUUUUGCAAUGCUGUUAUCUCUUGUUGAUAUCAGCCCCACCCUGCUUCAUUAGGGAAUGCAACUUUUCUAUGCUACUUGUACCUCUUCUGCGUAUAAAGAAUAAUAAUGACAACACAACUGAGAUUUAAGAAGAAAAAACAUUUAUCGAAAUAAGUGAUUUAUAAGCAAUAAUAAUGACAACACAACUGAGAUUUAAGAAGAAAAAACAUUUAUUGAAGUAAGUGAUUUAUAAGCAAUAAUAAUGACAACACAACUGUGAUUUGAAGAUAAAGGAAAAAAAAACAGAUGUUUGACUUACAGAGAAAAACAAGAGAUAGCUGUUUAUGAAGCACAGCUGUCAUAAGAGAUAUAUUGGAGGAAGAGACGUGUUUGAUAACUUGUUUGUGUGUAAACAGUGAAAGAGAGUUAUGAGAGAUAACUGUUUAUAUAAAAAAAACUGAAAAGCGAUAUAUUGGAGGAAGAGACAUGUUUGAUAACUUGUUUGUGUGUAAACAGUGAAAAAGUUAUGAGAGAUAACUGAAAAAAACUGAAAAGUGAUAUAUUGGAGGAAGAGACAUGUUUGAUAACAUGUUUGUGUGUAAACAGUGAAAAGAUGUUAGCUGUUUAUGAAGUACAGCUGUCACAAGUGAUAUCUGUUUAUAAAAGAAAAAUUAUAACAGAGAUAGCUUGUUGGAAAUUAUAUGAAUUAAGUGAUAUCUGUUUAUAAAAGAAAAAUUAUAACAGAGAUAGCUUGUUGGAAAUGAUGUGUAAGAAAAACAGAAGAAUUUUUUUAUAUGAAAGAAUGUAGAAAAAAGAAAAACCCCAACAACAGAUGUUUGUAUUAAAGAAUGAAAGACAACUGGUAUUGUAACGCCUUUAUUAAAGCAUAUAUUAAUUACUUAUUAAAGAAGACAAGACAACUGUUAUUGUAAAAGUACUUUAAUAAGAAUGUAGUUUAUAAAGAAAAGAGACAACACACAAUUGUUGUAAAGCUUUAUUAAGAAUAUGUUUAUAAAGGAAGACACUACAACUGUUGUUUUAAGAUUUUAAUUACUUGUAUAGAAUGUUAGUAGAAUAUAUGUAAUGCUAGAAUGUAAUAAUGUAAAUAUUACAUUGUAUAAUAAACUAAUGUAAUAAAUAAAUGAACUUAUAACUUUAUAACUAAACGCGGCAUCAUGUGGCAUUAAUUUAAGUCGUUGAGCCUGAACAGACCAUGGAGAAGUCUGUCUGAUUGUAAGUAUUUUAAAAUGCUUAUAAUUGAGAUCAGAUUUGACUUGCUUACCUAACCUGAGAAUAAUAAAAAUAAGGUAAAGGUGCUUAGAGACGCAUCAUAAAACACUCUUAAUGUACAUUCUUCACUCAUGUUGUUUCUGAUUAGAUCUAUAACAACUGGAUUAUCACCCUUGAUUUUGAAAAGAGAACCAAUCAGAUGAACUUGUAGCAUUUACUACUCUGUCAAUUAUUGAUCUGCAGUUACUCUCUAUCAGGUCCAUCAUGCUAUCUUUGCACUUUUCAUCAUUUUAUACAUCUUUUACAACAUUGUUGGGCUGAUAUCAGAUCAAGACUCUUCUGUCAGUUGUUCUGUGCUUCAUAGCUCAAGCAUGGGGCAAGGGGGCACGAUACACACUUUUCUAUUUCUUUUGCAUAUCUUAUAUCUCUUUGGCUGUCAAGGUAGAUGUGAGGCAACACAACGAGUGAUCGAAUAUAAUGUAGAUGGCGGAAAAGAGGAUCUGUUUGAUGUUAAUGAAGAUGCGGGUCUUGAUCUUUUUGAAGGAGAUAUUUUAUAUGAUGAGAAACUGGGGAGAAAUUCUAUAAUUGGGGAUGAAUACAGAUGGCCAAAAACAAUUCCUUAUUACCUUGAGGAUGAUUUGGAUAUCAACGCAAAAGGGGUUAUCCUGAAGGCCUUUGAACAGUAUCGGUUGAAGUCAUGCAUCGAUUACAAACCAUGGAAUGGAGAAGAAAACUAUAUCUCUGUAUUUAAAGGCAAUGGAUGCUUUUCAUCAGUUGGGAACCGGCGAGUUGGCAAACAGAGGCUGUCCAUUGGCAGCGGAUGUGAUCGCAUCGCAACCAUUGAGCAUGAGUUUCUACAUGCAUUAGGCUUCUGGCAUGAGCAGUCCCGCUCUGACCGUGAUGACUAUGUCUCCAUCAUCUGGGACCGCAUUUUAGAAGGCAGGGAGCAUAACUUCAACAUAUACAACGACACUACAUCCAGUGCCCUGAACGUACCUUAUGACUAUGGUUCCAUGAUGCAUUACAGCAAGAAAGCUUUCCAGAAUGGCACUGAGCCCACCAUAGUCACCAAGAUCCCUGCCUUCAGUGACGUCAUAGGCCAGCGUAUGGAGUUCAGCGACAGCGACGUGCUCAAACUCAACAGACUCUACAACUGCACCAGCUCCUCCACAUUUCUGGACUCCUGUAACUUUGAAUCUGAAAAUAUCUGUGGAAUGAUCCAAAGCCAUGAAAAUGCUAACACUGCAAGCUGGCAGCGUGUUUCCAAAGCUGAAGGUGGACCAGAAACUGACUACACCAACAUGGAACGCUGUGAUGGAACGGGAUAUUUCAUGCACUUUAGCACUGCGGUUGGGAGGGAGGGGGACAAGGCGCUGCUGGAGAGCAGGAUUCUUUACCCCAAGCGAGGAUUCCAGUGCCUGCAGUUCUUCCUCUAUAACAACGGUCAUGCUAGUGACCAGCUCAGGAUCUGGACGCGAGAGUUCGACACGGCAAACCCGAAUGGGACCCUGCAUCUCAUUGAGCAGAUUGAAGCUCCUCCCGGUGACCUGUGGCAAAUCCAGCAUGUGAGCCUGAAUGUCUCCAAAAAGUUCCGUGUGGUGUUUGAGGGAAUUAAAGGGAGUGGAAACACAGGCGGACUCUCACUAGAUGACAUCAACCUAUCAGAGACCACUUGCCCUGAACAUGUAUGGAUGAUCAAGGACUUCAGAAGCAUUCUGGAGAACACGCCAAUGGACACUGCCAUUUACAGCCCGCGUUUCAGAUCUAAGGACGGCUACACCUUCCAAAUGGGCCUGUAUCCCAAUGGCACAGCUGGAUACCCAGGCGAGCUGGGAGCUUAUGCACACUUAACGUCAGGGGAGGAUGCCGUGGAUGACAGUCUGGUCUGGCCUGCUCAAUGGAAGCAGAUGACCAUGAUGCUGAUGGACCAGAAUGCAGACAUCCGCAAACGCAUGUCCAACCAGAGGAGCGUAACAACAGACCCCACAAUGAAUUUGGAAGGGACAGAACAUUUCUUCUGGGAUGAUCCACGUAAAGUUGGGGUAAAAGUAACAGAAGUCAGCGGGACAGAGUAUUUCCGUGGUCCAGGUGCUGGGACCCCUGUUUACCUCACCCAGGCCAGGGCACUGAGCCGAGACUUCAUCAAGGGCGGAGAUGCCAUCUUCCUCCUUACAAUGGAAGAUAUCUCUCAUCUGGUUGCUUCACAGCCCUUCCCUUCCACAACCAUGACUCCAACAAGCUUAACUCCUUCUGGAACACCCGGUCCAACAAAUCCAGACAACAGCACGUCAACCAACACAGCUACUGUGACCUCUCCUACAUCUGCCACCACCACUACACCUCAUGACCCGUGUGUGUCAGUAAAAUGCGAAAAUGACGGCUUGUGCACGCUGAAUGACGCAGGAGAGGCUGUGUGCAGGUGCAUGGUGGGAAAUGACUGGUGGCACUACGGUGACAGAUGCCAGUUUAAGAGCUCUGCCCAAAGCAACACCAUCACUGCUGUACUGGCGUCUGUCGUGGUGUUUGUUGUCAUGCUAAUCGUGAUGGUAGUCAGCGUGGUCUGUGUGAAGAAGCACCAGAGAAAAGUGCAGCUUGAUGGAGAGGGAAUCACCAUGAAAAACAUGUUCUCAUCCAAAGCAUGAGGAUAUGAUGUGUUCUCUAAGGCCUGUUCACAUCAAGAACGAAAACUAUACAGAUAACUAUGAUGAUAACUACAUUAGCGUCAACACCAGUGGACAGUAUAGUUCUGUUUAUUCUAAGCACGUGCUGCGGUUUUUUCAUCUUCCGCUUUAAACGCUCAAGCUCUUUAAAGCAGGGUGGAUUCUGAUUGGCUGUCAAUGUUUUUAUCGUUCAGCAGGAAAAAAUCUGGAAGUUCUGGAAGUGAUUCCAAAGAUAUCGUUUCUCUGUGCCGUUAUCAUUGUGCUGUGGACUCUGCUAUUCUUUUAUAUUUAGAAUUAUUUUUAGAACUAUAUCUUUAUCAUUAUAGUUAUCGUCCUGGGUGUGAACAGGCCUUAAUGUGUGACGUAUACAAUAAUGCUAUGACUCAUGAAAAUGCUUUUGCAAUUGAUUCUUUAAAUGUACAGUAAUUAAUAGGACAAACAGUAGUUUGUUCAGUGGCCCCCAAAAAGCACUUGUUCCCUGUCUAAAUUCAUGAACACACUUACAAUAAAACAUUUGAUAAAGAA